AUGUCCUCAACAACAGGCUCCUCCUCACAGCCCACUGGCGACAGUUCUAACAGUGAUGGCAGCUCAAGCCCCACUAGUUCUCCGCUACUAUUUUUUGUUGCACUUGGCUUUGGGGUCGUCUUCACAAACCUAUGGAUUAUUGUUGGUGUGAAGUACUGCUUCAGAUAUAAUCAGCGAAACCGCCAGUUGCGCAGCGAAGAGACUGGCGAACCGAUAGACUUGGUCGCCAUGCCACGAACUCAUCGGAGGAGAAGGGAAAAGAAAUUGAUGACCAUGGACGAAGUAAACGAACGAUUCCCGCUUACCAAGUAUAAGCUGUGGAGGUCUUCACGGGCAAAUGCGGGACUAUCAAUUGCUGGCGGUAUAUCCGCCCCUGAUACUGGGCACGUUCAUGAAACCCAACAAGACGAUCAACAGUCCCUCCCAGACGGCGCUGCAUCGCCCUUGGCUGCGUCUGGUAUUAAAUCCCACGGGAAAGUCGAGUCAACAACGUCCCAGCCACCAACGUUUGUUGAUGAUGGUGACCCAUCCCAACAAGCGGAAGAGAAGAGUCUCAAGGAUUUCACACAGCCUAGCCACGCGCCCCCUAGGGCCAGUUUGGAUCGAAACGAUACGCAGGACAGGAAGCAGGCUGAUUAUACAACCAUUCAAGAUGAUGUUGAUAUCCUCUUCCCCACCACGGUUGAAACGGAUCUUGCCGCAAGCCCUGGAGAUUCAUGUGCGAUUUGUCUGGAUAUCAUUGAAGACGACGACGAUAUACGCGGUCUCUCAUGUGGUCAUGCCUUUCACGCCUCGUGUGUCGACCCGUGGCUUACAAGUCGACGAGCCUCAUGUCCGCUGUGCAAGGCAGAUUAUUAUACACCCAAGCCUCGCCUUGAGCCCACCGACCCAUCCUUCACAAACGACCGUCGCCGCGCGGCCCGCCGGGUGUCAGUACCAAAUCAACCACCGGCUGUUUUUAUCAGAGGAAUCAACCCAUUUCGGGCACACGUGACAUUCUCUGGACAGUCCUUGCAAAGGGCCUCUGAUCCUGUUGUCGGAGAACCUCGACGUACAGGCCACAGUUUCUGGGGGCGACCUCUUUUCAGGCGAGAAACAACUACUGACCAAGGUCGUUCCGGAGACGAAAGCCGGAACUCAACAAUGUUCUCACGAUUUCUCAGUUUCCGCAACCUACCCAGGGACAGAGGUCAUGCUUCUGCAACCUCCACUGACAUCUCACGCCUCAAUGACCCGCGAACACCAAGCCAGCUGGAGGCUGGGCAAGCUCAGUAA
Molecule: messenger RNA, 1275 nt
Organism: Aspergillus mulundensis
Lineage: Eukaryota; Fungi; Ascomycota; Eurotiomycetes; Eurotiales; Aspergillaceae
Product: E3 ubiquitin-protein ligase RNF103
Exons: 2
Coding region: 1-1275 (424 amino acids)
Biological process (GO): ubiquitin-dependent protein catabolic process
Cellular component (GO): cytoplasm
Molecular function (GO): ubiquitin protein ligase activity
Source: RefSeq, a predicted model, not a curated record